GCUAAAGAGUGUCAAAGUUUUUAAAAGAUACUACCAGCUAAUGAAGUAUCGCUUCUGUGGAAACAGUUGGCCCCAGUGGCAACUUAUAUAAUCACUGGUGUGAUUGCGCGAUCCGUGAUGUUAUUGUAGCAGGAGAUACGGGAAGAGCAAAUAUGAAGUGCGUGGUUUCAUGUUGUUAGCAGUGACAGUGGAAUAUCUGGCAGCUUAUGGCAUAAUGGUGUGCCCGAAAAUUAAUACCAACAUUCUAGUGCUUCCCGUGCAAAAUUUCAUCAUCUUUUUCGAAGCGAGAUAAACAACCGAUGUUGUGUGACAGUAUGGUCAACUAUCAGCUGAUAGGAUAUCAGUAGACGGAAGUGGUACUUGAGAGAUCAGUGUUUUUUAGCAAGUCAAGUGGUGGGUGCCAUCUGCCAAGCAGUUGGAGUACUUUUUCAAAAUGCCAUUGUCCCAGGUAGCAGCUGUCGCCGUGUCCCGCACCGGGUGGUAGGCGGGCGGUCCGGCCUUGCGGGAGACAAUGAGUGCGGAGGCCGGCACGGCUCGCGCGGGCGGCUGCGCCGAGCGCCCCGGGACUCCCGGUGCGGAGGUGCAGUGCCCGCAGCAGUACGCCGUGCAGGUGGCGCUCGUCACGAUGAAGGAGCGCUGCCAGAAGCUGCAGGAGCGCCUCAUCUCGCUCGAGAAGGAGAACGCCACGCUGAGGGCCUCGUCCGCUGCCGCCGACGGCGGCCGGACUGCCGGCAGUGGCGACCCCGCGUCUGCCGUGGAGGCGAAGCUACGAGAAAAGGUGGUGCACCUACAGAGCCAGAAGUCCCACCUGACUCACCAAAUCUUCAUCGUGGCGUCGGAGAACAAGAAGCUGUUCGACAGACUGUCGCGCCUGACGGAGGCCAACCGCUCCCUCGGCAGUCACCUGUCCCGUAUCUCGAACACGCUGAACAGGCACGACACAUCCGUGUCUGUAGAUUUCAGUGACUCUGUGUCCGUGCCGGGGGAGAAAGUGCCGACGGAAACGGUGGCGAACGCCGUGUCGCGGUCGCUGUCUCCCUCGGACCUCAGUAGCGUCAGCCUGCGUCCCGACCCCGAAGGUGCCAGAACUGCUGGAGAACGAGGUGUUAAAGAAGAAAGCCUUGAAGAAAUUUCUUCAAAAUUGAUCCAAAGUAUUUUGCAGGCGAAAGCUGAUCUACAGAGCCAGUACGAACAAAUGGUGGAGCUGCAGAGCGACCACAGCGACGAGGGCCCGGCGUGCGACGGGGCUGCCUCUCAGGCUGCGGUCCGCAACCUCGGCUUCUCGUACCGGGCGCACGAGGCGGCCGGCGAAGACGCGUUGGAGGAAGCGGAGGAGGAAGUCCGGGUGCUGUCGGAGAAGCUGGCGGCGGCGCGAGACGCGCUGCGCCGCCAGCAGGUCCAGAUAUGCGCCCUCUUCGCCGCUUUCAAUUCGCGGAAAGUGUGGUGCAAGGAAUGUGAGGAGCGGCGACAGGAACAGGGCCAGCUGGAUAGCCUGAAACUCUGGGGCAGCGGAGAUGAACGUGCGUCCUCUGCUGACGGCACUGAUGACCACUCGCAGCAGAUGACCGAAUCGCACAACGUAUCCGAAGUACGACCGCCUCCAGAUUCCGGUGCUACAGGAGCGACCGGCGACGUAGUGUCGGCCGGCACAUCCACCGUUUCGAGGUACACGCAGUGCCCACGAGAGGAUUUUAUGGCACGGCCGAUACGACACGAGUUACCCGAAGGAGAGUCGGAGCUGUGCGAGAAACUGUGCCCCCUCUGCUCGAAGGUGUACGGGCCGGAAUAUUCGUUUGAGGAGUUCCAAGAGCACGUGAUGGACCACUUCCCAGAAAAUGAUGAAGACGGAGAGGUGACUGCCAACUACGUGCUCCUCUAGCCCACUGUCGGCCGGAGUGGCCACUUCAGCUUUUGCAUUCCACCGUGUGUUCUAUCAUUUAGGAACACUCGUCUCUCCUUUCCGGAGGAGGGCGCAACUCUGUGUCGAGGCAUUACGUGACUUACACUAGUUGUGGUGAACUUUCGGAGUAGAAACCCUAUGUGACGUGGGCCUCAAAGCGGUGUAUUCGGUAGACUGUAUGUGAGGUCUGGGAUAGACAGACAGAUACUGAAGUCACAGACCUGUUUGCAAUGGUGCUAAAUUUAUUUAUGAAAAGGUUUCAACAAAUAUAGCUUAUCUUAAUACCAGAUGUAUCAUAAAGUGAAACAAGUUUUCAAAUUUAUGAAGGUAAAAGUUUUGUGUGUUUUUAAGAAGCAAGUGUUUCAUUGUAAAUUGUUUGAAGCUGUGAAACAGUAAUACACUUAAUUCAAUAUUUGUCAUGUUAUACUUUUCCAUGUGUUAAAUUGUACUUAUUUUUAUUUGUUAGUGGGGAUCUGGUAUGUCCUCCCUCCUUUUAUGUCUUUCAAUUUCAUGCCUGUGUGUGUGUUGUUUUCUCUGGUAGAGGAAAUGUGUUGCAACAUCUUAAUAAUGUGUCCAUAAAGUCUGAUAUGUUUUAUUGUGAAAGUUGCCUUACUGCCCAUUUCUGUGUACAGCACACCUCAUUUGCAACUUGUGUGUAUGAGGUGAAGAAGUCAUUACACUGUAGUGAGUGAAUGUGUGUGUGUGUGUGUGUGUGUGUGUGUGUGUGUGAGAGAGAGAGAGAGAGAGA
Messenger RNA from Schistocerca cancellata (South American locust), 2648 nucleotides. It is a transcript of the gene spn-F, whose product is annotated as protein spindle-F. The record is from RefSeq and is a predicted model, not a curated record. Lineage: Eukaryota; Metazoa; Arthropoda; Insecta; Orthoptera; Acrididae. The coding region runs from base 512 to 1879 and encodes 455 amino acids. The transcript is spliced from 9 exons.